AUGGCGUCACCAAAUGAGAAUCAAGCGCCCACAAAGGGCACAUUUCUGAGUCCACUCCAAGUCCCGACUUCUUCAAGGAGAGAGCGAUCCUCAUCAGCUUCCUCCUUGGGAGCAUCUUCAAGUUGGUCUGGUCACACCGAGAUGCAUCAGACUUCAUCAUCCCCCUCGUCUCCGACAUCACCCACUUCCCCUAAUUCCCUGAAUUCACCAACAUCACCCACAUCGACACUCUCGCCCGAAAUGGCGGCAAAUGCAGACCCGUCCCGCCUGAGGGUCCAACCAGGCUUUCAUCGGCCCUCCUCAUCGAUUGAUGGCGAGACAUUGCGCGCACGCUCAGAGUCAUUCGCGUCGUCAUCAGGUCCUACGCUCCGUUCAAGAGCCAACUCUGUUGAUCCCUCUCAUGCAGCCAAGGAGUUUGAUGACGUCCCCGUCUCGGAAGCGCUCAAGUCUGAUGCCCGAACUGCAGCCGACUUUGAAGUGCAGGACAAUCGGUUCGCCUUCUCGCCGGGUCAGCUGAACAAGAUGCUGAACCCCAAGUCUCUCGCGGCUUUCUAUGCCCUGGGUGGCUUGCAGGGUCUGGAGCGGGGCCUUCGGACAGAUCUGCACGCUGGUCUCUCAAUAGAUGAAUGUCGUCUCGAAGGAAGUGUCGAUUUCCAACAGGUCACUCCUCCGCUGUGCGAGAAGACGGGCGCGACCGGGAAUCUAAAAGAUCUACGUGAUGAUCAGUUGACCGAGACUCCCACCCCCCUCCCCACCGGAGAGGGUAAACCGUUCGAGGACCGAAUUCGGGUCUUCAAUGAAAACAGACUCCCGGAGCGCAAGUCGACCAGUUUCUUGAGGCUCCUGUGGAUGGCUUACAAUGACAAGAUCAUCAUUCUUUUGACCAUUGCAGCCAUCGUGUCCCUCUCUCUGGGAAUCUAUGAGACGGUCGAUGGAGGCACCGGUGUGGAUUGGGUCGAGGGUGUCGCCAUUUGCGUGGCAAUCUUCAUCGUCACCGUUGUGACCGCCGUCAAUGACUGGCAGAAAGAGAGACAAUUCGCCAAGCUUAACAAGAGAAAAAAUGAUCGUGAAGUCAAAGUCAUUCGAUCCGGCAAAUCCAUGAUGAUCUCCAUCUUUGACAUUCUGGUCGGUGACAUUCUUCAUCUGGAGCCCGGUGAUGCAGUCCCCGCAGAUGGUGUCUUGAUCUCCGGCCAUGGUAUCAAAUGUGAUGAAUCGUCCGCCACGGGCGAGUCGGACCAGAUGAAGAAGACCAAUGGCCAUGAGGUUUGGCAACAGAUUGUUGAGGGUACCGCGACCCGGAAGCUCGACCCCUUUUUGAUCUCCGGUAGCAAAGUGCUCGAGGGUGUGGGCACUUAUCUGGUCACGAGUGUUGGGCCAUACUCCUCAUUUGGUCGGAUCAUGAUGUCGCUCCAAACCUCGAAUGACCCCACUCCGCUGCAAGUGAAGCUGGGCCGUCUGGCCGAUUGGAUUGGGUAUUUAGGCUCAGCGGCCGCCAUUGUUUUGUUCUUCGUCCUCCUGUUCAGGUUCAUUGCCCAGCUCCCCGACCACCCGGACGUCAGUCCUGCGGAGAAGGGUAAGGAGUUUGUCGAUAUCUUGAUCGUCGCCGUGACCGUCAUUGUUGUCGCUAUUCCAGAGGGCUUGCCAUUGGCUGUGACUUUGGCUUUGGCCUUUGCCACGACGCGAAUGGUCAAGGAGAACAAUCUUGUGCGAGUCUUGCGUGCUUGCGAGACCAUGGGCAACGCCACGGUGAUUUGCUCCGACAAGACAGGUACCCUCACGCAGAACAAAAUGACUGUGGUCGCCGGUACCUGGGGCCCAGAUCAUCUGUUCUCGCAGGCAGCGGACAAACAAGCAGACAAGCCCACCUUGUCCACCGCUGAGGUAUUUCAGAAAUGCUCGUCUUCUGUGCGCGAUUUGAUCACCAAAGGCGUGGCUUUGAACUCUACCGCAUUCGAAGAGGACCGUGAAGGCCAGCGCGAUUUUGUGGGCAGCAAAACCGAGGUUGCUCUACUCCAAAUGGCUCGAGACCAUCUGGGGAUGGAUCUGGCUGUCGAGCGUGGAUCGGCCGAGACCGUCCAGCUUAUCCCCUUUGACUCGGCCCGCAAGUGCAUGGGUGUUGUCUAUCGUCACGCUGGCGUCGGGUAUCGCCUUCUGGUCAAGGGAGCCUCGGAGUUGAUGGUCGAUGCCUGCACCCUGCAGAUCUCCGAUAUCGAGACGUCCAAAGACACAAUCUCGACAGAAACUCUCGGCGAGGAUGGCAAGCAAAAGGUCAUGGAGAUGAUUGAUCAGUAUGCGCGUGAUUCUCUCCGAACGAUUGGUUUUGUGUACAAGGAUUUUGAAUCAUGGCCCCCUCGAGACGUGAAGAGACACGAGGAUGACCCUUCUGCUGCCGAUUUCGAGGACUUGUUCCGGGGCAUGACCUGGAUCGGUGUGGUCGGCAUCCAAGACCCUCUUCGACCCGAGGUGCCUCCGGCGAUUGAGAAAUGUCGUAUGGCUGGUGUUCAGGUCAAGAUGGUGACUGGUGACAACAUUGCAACUGCCACUGCGAUUGCCACUUCUUGCGGGAUCAAAACUGAAGGUGGUCUUGUGAUGGAAGGCCCCAAGUUCCGACAACUGUCCGACGAGGAAAUGGAUGAUGUCGUCCCCCGACUCCAGGUCCUGGCCCGCUCUUCGCCCGAGGACAAGCGUAUUCUGGUCCAGCGAUUGAAGGCUCUCGGCGAGACCGUCGCAGUAACGGGUGAUGGGACGAACGAUGGCCCGGCUCUGCGCACCGCCGACGUGGGUUUCUCCAUGGGCAUUGCUGGUACAGAAGUCGCCAAGGAGGCCAGUUCGAUCAUCUUGUUGGACGACAACUUCCGUUCUAUUGUGACGGCUAUCUCUUGGGGGAGAGCCGUGAACGAUGCCGUUGCCAAGUUCUUGCAGUUCCAGAUCACUGUCAACAUUACCGCCGUGGCUCUGACUUUUGUUUCUGCCGUCUACAGCAGUUCGAAUAGCAGUGUAUUGAACGCUGUUCAGCUGCUUUGGGUGAAUUUGAUUAUGGAUACCUUUGCUGCUUUGGCACUGGCCACCGAUGCUCCUACCGAGAAAAUUCUCGACCGCAAGCCGGUGCCAAAGAGCGCUUCCCUCUUCACCCUCACCAUGUGGAAAAUGAUCCUCGGUCAGGCAAUCUACCAACUUGCGGUGACGUUCAUGCUCUAUUUUGCCGGAGAUCAGCUCCUCGGCGCCCACCUUGACUCGACCGACCUCGACCUUCGAUCGAAGCAGCUUUCCACCGUCGUGUUCAACACGUUUGUGUGGAUGCAGAUCUUCAACGAAUUCAACAACCGCCGUCUCGACAACAACUUCAACAUCUUUGAAGGCAUGUUCCGAAACUACUGGUUCCUCGGCAUCAAUGCCGUCAUGGUUGGCGGACAAGUCAUGAUUGUGUACAUCGGCGGUCAGGCCUUUGGCGUCACCCGACUCAGCGGAAUUCUCUGGGCUGUGUGCAUCAUCUGCGCCUUAGGCUGUCUGCCCUGGGCCGUGGCCUUGCGCACUCUCCCUGACCGCCACUUUGGCGUUGUGUUUAACGGUGUCGUGAGCGCGACGAAGGUUGUUCUUCACCCCGUGGCCCGGGGGUUCAGCGCCGUUGCAUCGGGCAUCAAGUCCCUGUUCAACCCCGCUGUUCGAUUCUCUCGCCGUGUGUUUUCGCGCAGUGGUCGCAAAAAUCCCGACGACAAUGAUGAUUCGUCGAACAUUGCGAUGGAACAAUCUUCUGGCCCUGCAACUACGGAUGAGGAAUCCGCUCCUGCACAACAGAAGACUUCUCGCAAGGAAAGUUUCGAUCGUCCUCGAACCCCGACCCAGACGAUGACUGUUCCUCCUAUUCUUGUUACAGCUUCUCCGUAA
Messenger RNA from Penicillium oxalicum, 3885 nucleotides. It is a transcript of the gene pmcB, whose product is annotated as putative calcium-translocating P-type ATPase(PMCA-type). Bases 1 to 3885 code for a protein of 1294 amino acids. Gene Ontology annotation, molecular function: ATP hydrolysis activity; ATP binding; P-type calcium transporter activity. NCBI's taxonomy places the organism in Eukaryota, Fungi, Ascomycota, Eurotiomycetes, Eurotiales, Aspergillaceae. Gene Ontology annotation, cellular component: intracellular membrane-bounded organelle; membrane. The transcript has 6 exons. The record is from RefSeq and is a predicted model, not a curated record. Gene Ontology annotation, biological process: intracellular calcium ion homeostasis; calcium ion transmembrane transport.